Nannochloropsis gaditana CCMP526 is the source of this 582-nucleotide messenger RNA. RefSeq names its product myosin 29. The annotation marks the transcript as partial. The transcript has a single exon. Gene Ontology annotation, molecular function: microfilament motor activity; actin filament binding; ATP binding. The record is from RefSeq and is a predicted model, not a curated record. Gene Ontology annotation, biological process: vesicle transport along actin filament; actin filament organization. Gene Ontology annotation, cellular component: cytoplasm; vesicle; myosin complex.
GUUCCCGAUUGCGGGAGGCCUCUUUGUCGUCCCAAUUCCGAAGCUCGCUGGCGACCUUGGUAGAAACACUGGACAUGACCACCCCGCGAUACGUGCGCUGCGUCAAACCCAAUCACGAGAAGCUGUCGGGGCAUUUUGACUCCAAGGAAAUCCUGAGGCAGCUGAGGUAUGCAGGGAUGAUGGAGGCGAUUCGCAUCCGUCAACAAGGCUACGCAUUGCGCGAGCCUCAUUCGGUCAUGUACAAACAAUUCGCUCGCCUAGUUCCCGGGUGUGCAAGUCUCCCUGACUUGGUGGAGAAGCUUUCCCGGAUGCUGAACGUGGACGCGCGGGAAUGGCAGAUGGGGGUGAGCAAGGUCUUCAUGCGCAAGUCCAUGGCGGAAAAGCUCGCGCGCCUCCUGGAGCUGCGUGUCAAGUUCGGCGCUCACACCAUUCAAAGAGCGUGGACUAGACUGCGCCGGCACCGCGCUGCUGUCAGACUCCAGGCUACCAUCCGGAAGUAUCAGACUCGUCGGCGCUUUCUCGCAUUUGUCAGAAGAUUGUCAGCCGCGCAGGCCAUGUGCCGCAUGCGAAACGCCCGCCGAG